Molecule: messenger RNA, 4847 nt
Organism: Neomonachus schauinslandi (Hawaiian monk seal)
Lineage: Eukaryota; Metazoa; Chordata; Mammalia; Carnivora; Phocidae
Gene: TNKS
Product: tankyrase
Cellular component (GO): cytoplasm; nucleus
Molecular function (GO): NAD+ poly-ADP-ribosyltransferase activity; protein binding
Source: RefSeq, a predicted model, not a curated record
UGCUGGGGGAGUCCGAAGAUGGCGGCGUCGCGUCGCUCUCAGCAUCAUCACCACCAUCAUCAACAACAGCUCCAGCCCGCCCCAGGGGCUUCGGCGCCGCCGCCACCACCUCCCCCCCCACUCAGCCCCGGCCUGGCGCCGGGGACCACCCCAGCUUCCCCAACGGCGGGUGGCCUGGCCCCCUUCUCCUCCCCGCGGCACGGCCUAGCGCUGCCGGAGGGGGAUGGCAGUCGGGAUCCGCCCGACAGGCCUCGAUCCCCGGACCCGGUUGACAGUACCAGCUGUUGCAGUACCACCAGCACAAUCUGUACCGUCGCCGCCGCGGCUCCGGUGGCCCCGGCGGUUUCCGCUUCAUCUGCCGUCGGGGUCGCUCCCAACCCAGCCGGCGGUGGCAGUAACAAUUCACCGUCGUCCUCUUCUUCCCCGACUUCUUCCUCAUCUUCCUCUCCAUCCUCCCCUGGAUCGAGCUUGGCGGAGAGCCCAGAGGCGGCAGGAGUUAGCACCACAGCAACAUUGGGGCCUGGGGCAGCGGGACCUGGGCCAGGGGUCCCAGCAGUGAGCGGGGCCCUGCGGGAACUGUUGGAGGCCUGUCGCAAUGGGGACGUGUCCCGGGUAAAGAGGCUGGUGGACGCGGCAAACGUGAAUGCUAAGGACAUGGCCGGCCGGAAGUCUUCUCCCCUGCACUUCGCUGCAGGGUUUGGAAGGAAGGAUGUCGUAGAACACUUACUACAGAUGGGUGCUAACGUCCAUGCUCGUGAUGACGGAGGUCUCAUCCCACUUCAUAAUGCCUGUUCUUUUGGCCACGCUGAGGUUGUGAGUCUGUUACUGUGUCAAGGAGCUGAUCCAAAUGCCCGGGAUAACUGGAACUAUACCCCUCUGCAUGAAGCUGCUAUUAAAGGGAAAAUUGAUGUAUGUAUUGUGCUGCUGCAGCACGGAGCUGAUCCAAACAUUCGGAACACGGAUGGAAAAUCAGCCCUGGACCUGGCAGAUUCUUCAGCAAAAGCUGUCCUUACAGGUGAAUACAAGAAAGACGAACUCCUAGAAGCUGCUAGGAGUGGUAAUGAAGAAAAACUAAUGGCUUUACUGACUCCUCUAAAUGUGAAUUGCCAUGCAAGUGAUGGGCGAAAGUCUACCCCUCUACAUCUAGCAGCGGGCUACAACAGAGUUCGGAUAGUGCAGCUUCUUCUCCAGCAUGGUGCUGAUGUUCACGCAAAAGACAAAGGUGGACUUGUGCCUCUUCAUAAUGCGUGUUCAUAUGGACAUUAUGAAGUCACAGAACUGCUACUAAAGCAUGGAGCUUGUGUUAAUGCUAUGGAUCUCUGGCAGUUCACUCCACUCCAUGAGGCUGCUUCCAAGAAUCGUGUGGAAGUCUGCUCUUUGCUACUUAGCCAUGGUGCUGAUCCUACAUUAGUCAAUUGCCAUGGCAAAAGUGCUGUAGAUAUGGCUCCAACUCCUGAGCUCCGGGAGAGAUUGACUUAUGAAUUUAAAGGUCAUUCUUUACUCCAAGCGGCCAGAGAAGCAGACUUAGCCAAAGUUAAAAAAACACUCGCUUUGGAAAUCAUUAAUUUCAAACAACCACAGUCUCAUGAAACUGCACUGCACUGUGCUGUGGCCUCCCUGCAUCCCAAACGAAAACAAGUGACAGAACUAUUACUUAGAAAAGGAGCGAAUGUUAAUGAAAAGAAUAAAGAUUUCAUGACUCCCCUGCACGUUGCAGCAGAAAGAGCUCACAAUGACGUCAUGGAAGUUCUGCAUAAGCAUGGAGCAAAGAUGAAUGCACUGGACACCCUGGGUCAGACUGCUUUGCAUAGAGCUGCCCUCGCAGGUCACCUGCAGACCUGCCGCCUCCUGCUGAGCUACGGCUCUGAUCCUUCCAUCAUCUCUUUACAAGGCUUUACAGCGGCGCAGAUGGGGAACGAAGCUGUGCAGCAGAUUCUAAGCGAAAGUACACCUAUACGCACUUCUGAUGUUGACUAUCGACUGCUAGAGGCAUCUAAAGCUGGAGACUUGGAAACUGUGAAGCAACUUUGCAGCCCUCAAAAUGUGAAUUGCAGAGAUUUGGAGGGCCGGCAUUCUACACCCUUACACUUUGCAGCAGGCUACAAUCGUGUGUCUGUUGUGGAGUACCUUCUACACCACGGUGCCGAUGUCCACGCCAAAGACAAAGGUGGCUUGGUGCCCCUACAUAAUGCUUGUUCAUAUGGACACUAUGAGGUAGCUGAGCUUUUAGUAAGGCAUGGGGCUUCUGUCAAUGUGGCGGACUUAUGGAAAUUUACCCCUCUGCAUGAAGCAGCAGCUAAAGGAAAAUAUGAAAUCUGCAAGCUCCUUUUAAAACAUGGAGCAGAUCCAACCAAAAAGAACAGAGAUGGAAAUACACCAUUAGAUUUGGUAAAAGAGGGAGACACAGACAUCCAGGACUUGCUGAGGGGAGAUGCUGCCUUGUUGGAUGCUGCCAAGAAAGGUUGCCUGGCAAGAGUGCAGAAGCUGUGUACUCCAGAGAAUAUCAACUGCAGAGACACCCAGGGCAGAAACUCAACCCCUCUGCACCUGGCAGCAGGCUACAAUAACCUGGAAGUAGCUGAAUAUCUUCUAGAGCAUGGAGCAGAUGUUAAUGCCCAAGACAAAGGUGGUUUAAUUCCUCUUCAUAAUGCAGCAUCCUAUGGGCAUGUGGAUAUAGCAGCAUUAUUGAUAAAAUACAACACGUGUGUAAAUGCCACAGAUAAGUGGGCAUUUACUCCUCUACAUGAAGCAGCCCAAAAAGGAAGGACCCAGUUAUGUGCCCUUCUCUUGGCCCAUGGUGCGGAUCCAACUAUGAAGAACCAAGAAGGUCAGACACCUUUAGAUCUGGCAACAGCUGACGACAUCAGAGCUUUGCUGAUAGAUGCCAUGCCCCCGGAGGCCUUACCUACCUGUUUUAAACCUCAGGCCACCGUAGUGAGUGCCUCUCUGAUCUCACCAGCAUCCACCCCCUCCUGCCUGUCGGCUGCUAGCAGCAUCGAUAACCUCACCGGCCCUUUAGCGGAACUGGCAGUAGGAGGACCGUCCAACACGGGAGACGGUGCAGCGGGCGCAGAAAGGAAGGAAGGAGAAGUUGCGGGUCUUGACAUGAAUAUCAGCCAGUUCCUAAAAAGCCUUGGUCUUGAGCACCUUCGGGACAUCUUUGAAACAGAACAGAUUACACUAGAUGUACUGGCUGAUAUGGGCCAUGAGGAGUUGAAAGAAAUAGGCAUCAAUGCAUACGGACACCGUCAUAAAUUAAUCAAAGGAGUAGAAAGACUAUUAGGUGGACAACAAGGCACCAAUCCUUAUUUGACUUUUCACUGUGUUAAUCAGGGAACUAUUUUGCUGGAUCUUGCUCCAGAAGAUAAGGAAUAUCAGUCAGUAGAAGAAGAGAUGCAAAGUACGAUUCGAGAACACAGAGAUGGAGGUAAUGCUGGUGGCAUCUUCAACAGAUACAAUGUCAUUCGAAUUCAAAAAGUAGUCAACAAGAAGUUGAGGGAACGAUUCUGUCACAGACAGAAGGAAGUAUCUGAGGAGAAUCACAACCAUCACAACGAGCGCAUGUUAUUCCACGGUUCUCCUUUCAUUAAUGCCAUUAUUCAUAAAGGUUUUGAUGAGCGACAUGCAUACAUAGGAGGAAUGUUUGGUGCCGGGAUUUAUUUUGCUGAAAACUCCUCCAAAAGCAACCAAUAUGUUUAUGGGAUUGGAGGAGGCACAGGCUGCCCCACGCACAAAGAUCGGUCAUGCUACAUAUGUCACAGGCAAAUGCUUUUCUGUAGAGUGACCCUUGGAAAAUCCUUUCUGCAGUUCAGCACCAUGAAAAUGGCUCAUGCCCCUCCAGGACAUCACUCAGUGAUUGGGAGACCAAGUGUGAAUGGGCUGGCAUAUGCUGAAUAUGUCAUCUACAGAGGCGAGCAGGCAUACCCAGAGUAUCUCAUCACAUACCAGAUCAUGAAGCCGGAAGCUCCGGCACAAAGCGCCACAGCCGCCGAGCAGAAGACCUAGUGAACGCCCACUGGGAAAGGCCACAUCGGAUUUCAACUUGGGACUGGAUUACAGUGGAUCGUUUCCAACAAAAUCAAUAUUCCGUAAAUCUCUGACAGCCUAGAAAGAAGCUGUCUGUCUUUUAUAAAGCAUUGCUAUAGUGAUGAAUAGAGUAUGAGUAACUGAUACAUACUCAACUGCUACUGUUCUCUUUGAGGAAAUGUUUACAGGGGCGGCCUUUCACCAUAUCUCAGGCUCAUUUGCGUUGCAACUGUCCAUUUCUAAAACAAGAUUGCUUUGAUCUAGGCUUGGAAAUGGAAAAAAAAGAAAAAGAAAAAACCACAACCAAUACUUUCCCAAAUUUCAUACUUCACACACUACAUUUGCUUUGUUCCAUAUGGCACGUGUAUGUAACAAAUGUACACAUAUGAUAGGCUCAUUUUUAAUUUUUUCUAAGCAUGCAUCAUUGUCUUUUUUUUCUUUUUUUCUUUUCAUUUGUUUACUUUGAAAAUGAGCCGGAACCUUCUCAAGGAUAUUUUGCACAAAGUCACACAGACUAAAAUCAUUAGCAAUUCAACCCAAGCUUCUGGCUGAGCAAGACUUAGUUUCCCUUUUUUUUCCACUUGGAUUUCUUUUGUAUCCAUACUUCUUACCAUUGUAAAUUGGGACGGGAAGGAAAAACAUCACGCUUUAGUUUCCUUUUAUGAAUGGGCCAGUCUUGGCAGGGAAAGGCACAAAGGUCAACCUGACUGAGGAGCUCCCAAGUUCAGAGAAGUCCGAGCCGCUGAGGGCCCCUUGCUCCUCCGGGUCGCGGCCUGCCCCGGGGGCAUUCAAUUCAGGACGGUGCCGGAGACCUCAGGAGA